CAUAGAAUCAAUCUAGUUCAUCAUGGCGUUCUGAUACGGCAGCUGGAGUUGGUUUCUCCGUCGGUCUUUCCCAAACCGUGAAUUUGCCAGUUUACAUGCUCUCUCGGGCUAUUUCGGAAAGUGCAGAAUACAAUAGCGUGUAAAGAUUAUUUUCUCUGUGAAGCAGAAUAAACUGUGAAAACUAUAUUACCCGCCAAAUAGGCUCUUUCCAAAGUCGCUCAUUCCUUGCUUGCUAUCCAAGUCGGAGAGAGAAAUUGUUCGGAAAGGAGAGGAGGGGUGGAAGAGGAGGCCCGUCUUUGAGCUGAUGCAGGCGCUAUGGCCAUAGCUGCGGCAUGGGAGUGACGUGAUAGCACGGACACGGUUUCCUAUACACAACCCCCACCACCAUGCUCUUCCCACUGAAGUAGAAGCAAGGGUGGAGACAAAGAAUGGAUGAGUCGGUGCUGUUGGACUUGCUGGAGUGCCCAGUGUGUUUGGAGCGGCUGGAUGCCACAGCCAAGGUCCUCCCUUGCCAGCAUACCUUCUGCAGGCGCUGCCUCCAGAGCAUUCUGGGCUCCCGGGGAGAGCUGCGCUGCCCAGAGUGUCGCACGCUGGUGGAGUGUGCUGUGGACGAGCUGCCCAGUAACAUCCUCCUGGUGCGGCUGCUGGACGGCAUCAAACAGAGGCCCCGCCGGGUGGGCCCCGUAGCUGGAGUCUGCGCCAAUGGCACAGCCGGCGUCAGGGUGCAGGGCAACGGGCCCAGAGACCCAGGAGUUCCAGGAGCACAGCCCCAGAGAGCCCAGGCUAAGACCACCCCAGUGAGGGUCUGUGUGAUCCCGGGCCACCCAGAACCAGCCUUCAACGCUGGAACGGGGCCAAUCAGCCAGGGUGUACCCCAGCUGCCCUGUGCCAAGGCCCUGUACAACUACGAUGGCAAGGAACCUGGGGACCUCAAGUUCAAUAAGGGUGACAUUAUCAUCCUCCGACGCCAGGUGGAUGAGAAUUGGUACCAUGGAGAGAUGGGCGGAGUCCACGGCUUUUUCCCCACCAACUUUGUUCAGAUCAUCAAGCCGCUUCCGCAGCCCCCGCCACAGUGCAAGGCCCUCUACGACUUUGAGCUGAAAGACAACGAGGCAGACAAGGACUGUCUGCCCUUCACUAAGGAUGAUAUUCUGACUGUGAUUCGCAGAGUGGACGAAAACUGGGCAGAGGGAAUGCUGGGGGAUAAAAUUGGAAUCUUCCCUAUAUCAUAUGUUGAGUUUAACACAGCAGCGCGUCAGCUGAUUGAGUUGGACAAGCCUGGGGACUCGAGUGGGGACUCUGGCGAGGGGGCCUCAUCGGGCCCCCAGAGUAACGGUGGCCCCCACCGAGCAGGGGAGAAGAAGAACAGUAAGAAGCGCCACUCGUUUACAUCCCUCACCAUGUCCCACAAGCCCUGUCUGGCCCCGCCCCCCCAGAGACACUCCAUGGAGAUCAGUGGGCCGGUCCUCAUCAGCUCCUCCAACCCCACGGCAGCCGCACGCAUCGGAGAGAUCAGCGGAGGACUGUCCUGCAGCGCACCCUCCCAGGUACACAUCUGUACAACUGGACUCCUAGUGACCCCUCCCCCCAGCAGUCCUGUUACUACUGCAACCGUGUUCACAUUUCCCCCAGAGGCAAGUUACGCAUCCAUUCCUGUGGAAGCUCUCCCUCCUCCCCCACCUCCUCCCCCACAAUCUUCAGCGCGGGGAGCAGCCUCCUCGUUGGCUGCUGGUCAGAGACCUUCCCCAAGCACAAGCGACCAGAGUGGGAGACAAAGACCCACAGUCUACGUGGCCCUGUUCCCCUACCCCCCCCGUAAGGAGGAUGAGUUGGAGCUGAGGAAGGGAGAGAUGUUCCUGGUGCUGGAGCGCUGUCAGGACGGAUGGUUCAAAGGCACCUCCAUGCACACUGGCAAGAUAGGAGUGUUCCCCGGCAACUACAUGAGCCCUGUCAGCAGGACGGCAUCAGGCAGCACCCAACCCAAGGUGCCCCUAACUCUGUGCACCCAGGCUGGCAGAGGGGUCACCAUCGUCAGCCCCUCCACUUCUCUGGGGGCCAUCGUUCCAGGGCCUGACUUAAACAAGUCACUGCCCAUCUGUCCUGGCCCUGACCCCUCCAGCCCUUUACCUGCUGCCAUGGUGACGGCUGCUCACGUGGCGACCGGACAGGCCAAGGUUCUCAUGCACAUGACCUCCCAGAUGACUGUUAACCAGGCACGCAACGCUGUCAGGACAGCAGCCUGCCAUAGUCAGGACCGGCCCACCGCUGCUGUGACACCCAUCCAGUCCCAGACCUCUGUAGCCUAUCUGCCCCACCUGGCUGUGUGCCAGUCCCAGCCCUCCUCCAACCCUGCCCAGGGCUGUGUCCGUGCCGGUGUGGCACUGGGCUGUGCCUCCGCCUCCCUCACCCCGCCCAACGUCAGUGCCGCCUCGCUGGAUCGUGAUGCCCUGCGACCAGUGGCAGACCUCACCAUGCCCGUCGCCCCAGGCAACAGCAACUCCACGUCAGCUAAUUCCUCCCUUGCCUGUCGGCUGGACAAGGACGGCAAGAGGGAGAAGAAAGGUCUUCUGAAGCUGUUGUCAUCUAACAAGAAGAAGUCUCGCCCUUCUCCCCCCUCCUCCCCCACCCUGGAGGCAGAACAGGCUGCUACAGGGGAGGUCUUCCAAAGGGCCAUGGGCCCCGACACCACCCCCCCCCCCUCGCUCUCCUCCACCACCGUUGGCAUGGGUAACCAUGGCCGUGCAGUCCCCUGCCCCGUGGAGCCUGAGCCUACUUUAGCCACCACCCCAGAGUUAACACAACGUAAGAGCAGUCCCCUGGAUGGCUGUGCCCCCAUCGCCCCGCCCCCUCGCCAGGCAUGCUCCUCCCUCAUCUCCCAGCAGCACGAUGCUCGGCCAAUCAUAUGCGAGAGGUACAGAGUGGUGGUGUCCUACCCCCCUCAGAGUGAGGCAGAGCUGGAACUGAAGGAGGGAGACAUAGUGUUUGUCCACAGGAAGAGAGAGGACGGCUGGUUCAAAGGAACACUCCAGAGGAACGGCAGGACCGGACUGUUCCCUGGCAGCUUCGUAGACAUCAUCUGACUGACCUUUUUGACUCACACUGGACCACAGUGGACCGACUGUGACCUGACCACACCAUGAACUGACCAUCAAUGGAACCACUUGGUUGUUGCCUUGUUUUAGGGUCAAACUGUGAGUCAACCAGGUCAGGUUGCUAGGCACAGUAACAUCAGAUGGAUCCAUACACAACCUUGUAAGAGGUCCUCAAAGCACAGAGGAGAUUGAUGAAAUAGUUUAAACAGAGCUGAAGAGAUGACUGGAGGACAACACACUACUCAUGUUGAUUUUAUUUUUGUCAGUUAUUUAUAUCUUUAACAAUUCAAAUCGUUAAAUGUGUGCCUUGUACUGUUCCUCACUUUAUUAAAUGUAAGAAACCAUAUGAACUGUUAAUAGAUGGAAAAUGACAAAUUGUAACUUAUUUUUUUGUUCUCUGGAAAAGAUGUGCUUGGCCUUUCGUUGUGUUUAUGGUUUCAAUUGACGCCUGCCUUAUGACACAUUUCCUAAAUCACUUUGUGCUCGACCCUUAUUGGCUGUGGUGCUGUAUGUUAAUACUGCACGGUGUCUGCUGAUUUUAAGAGCAAGCAAACAAUAUAGCAGAUGGGAGGAGAAUGAGUGAUGUCAUCAGCACAUACAGUGUAGCAAGAAAAGGGGUAGAGGUGGGCCCAAUUCCAAUCUGAUCCCUUGAGCCUAGUCUUCUAUUGACUGGAAGGAAUCAGCUAUAUGGCAGUAGCUCCAUACCCUCUGGUUGGGUAGUUUGAGUUUCUGAUUUAUUGCAAACACCUAGUCAUUUGAGAUCCAUGAGAGGCAGAGGACUUGAUUGGAAUUAGGCUCUGGACCCUCCAACAAUGGAAUUUGCACAACCUCAUCCUUUAUCCCAAACUGGGUUCUCUUUGAGCUUAUUGGAGAGCGAGAGAUGUCUUGGUAAAAUUAUUAUGCUGUUGAUGCUCUGAUGUCGGGUGAGGUUAUCAAAACGUUUCCUUAACGUUAGGAAAGCCGUCUGCUGUUGAUGUACAUUAUUAGGUACUGGGAGAGGGAUUUUAUGUUCUCGCCUUUUUUGAUGUGUUAAAACUAAAACACUCCAUAGAUCUUGCAAUCAAAUGUUACUUACUGUAUAUUCUUCUAUGUGUACUUAUUGAACAUCGUAGCUGCUCCCCCACUCCCAUAAUAGUAGACUAACCUUAUCGGACAUAGCUCUAGAUCUCAAGUGAACGACAGACAUCACAUACAGUACAGUAAACGUGCUACGACUCUGACAGCCACAUUUGAAUAAUAUAUUGAUAUUUAUAGCCGCAUGGAUCUAUACAACACCAGGUGCUCUGGACUGUGUCGCCUACAACAUGGAGAUGCAGCAAGACAUCUGACAGACCUGAUGUAUGUAUGACCUUCAUGGGUUCUCAACCCUCAUUUCAAUGAUUCAUUCAUUCCUAACGCGUCUUGUCACUACAAGACAAAUCACUGCUUACUUAUAAAGUACAGACUGUUUUCCUAAUGUAACAUUUCAUUAUCACUCCUCCAAUACAAGUUAGUAUAUUUAUCCUUGAAGUUGUGAGAGAAGGUUUUUUAAUACCGAUCCAUGACUUGGACCCUGUUGAUUCUUGGUUUUGUCUGAUUAAGCUGUACAGUGCAUCUAUUCAAUAUGUCUAAGUGUUCUGUAGACUUGCAUAUGAUUUGUGCGCGGUUGGUUGUUUUCUGUGUCUCAAAGCACAAAAAAAUAGGUGUGAUUUGAGUGGGUUUAGAGGAUGUGAAACCUCAGAGCCUUGGGUCCUACUUAUUUUCAACUCCUUUCAUUUCAAAGUAAUCCAGUGGGGGCGAAAUGGCACUCUUCACUCUCCCUCCCCCUUGUCCUCCUCCCUGUGCCUUUAGUCAUGGUAAUGAGAUUGACAGCACUGUUAGAAACAAAGACAGAAUCAUCAGGCACCACAUAAUGAGGAUUUGAUUUGAUCCAAUCUCAUAUUUGUUGGCAGUAGAGAACAGUUUAAAUUGGAUUAUAUUAGUCAAUGGUGGACAGUAAGUGGCUGUUCCAUUGUUAGUGGGCUGUGAGGGACGUCUGCCUAGCUUCACUAGAGUACACCAGGCAGACACCAACAGGCUAACAUCCUCUGUUUAUUCCUGCUGCAGCGUUUCUCCUAUCAGAUGCUGUGGUGCAGUAUCAACAGCUAAGGCUUCUGUCUAAAUGACAGAAUGGACCUUUAGGCACUAAUCCACCCCACCAAGCGGUUUGCCCUUAGCAACUGGGUGUCAACAGCAGUAAGUCUGAAGGGGUUUGGGGGUCACAUUUAAAGGUUGAGGACAUUUUAAACACCAGAUGGUGCUACAUUUUGGACCUGAGGGGAAUGUAGGUGACAAUUUUCCAAAGCGUGAUUGUUUGAUUGGGUGUUUGUGUCAGGCAGAGUAAUGGGGACCACUGUGUGUGACUAACUUCUGAAUAUGUUGUAGUUUAUGUUUUGACUGGUGGGUGGAGGCUGUAUAAAGUGGUACGAAACACUGUUCAGACCAGUUGCUUCUCAAUUUUCUUGUGUAGAAUGAACCUAAUGUUUUACUGUUGUCUUGGUAUUCUCCACCUCACCUCUUGUCUGGGUCUUGCUUACUGAUGAGCCUUUUUUUCAUACACACACACCCCAUACAUUUACACUUACCACACCAUCAGUAUAACCUGUAGUCAUUUUAGUCAUAUUUAUUUUCAUGUCUAUAGUUGGAUGAUCAAAUAAUGCUUAUUUUCUUUACAUUCUCUGACUGGCAAGAACAACCGAACCAGUUAAUUUCGGUGUUCCUGUGAACAUGUUUUUGCUGUCAUCUCAUGCCUUGUUGGAACACAAGAUAGCACUAAAGUUUGCUUUAUUAAACUAAACAGAUUCUCCUUAUGCCAAGGUGAUUUACUUGAUUUUUUGGGGUUAUUUUUAUAUAGUUAAGUCUGAUCAUGGAAAAAUUAGCAUCCACUUGUUAUUUGGUACAAUACUAUGUGCAAAACAUUCUUAAGUAUCGAAGGGAAUAGCACAUUUUUGUAAACAUGACUAUAACAAUAAAAGUGAAUGGUUUCCAUGGUUUU
This is a messenger RNA of Oncorhynchus mykiss (rainbow trout), 6105 nucleotides long. It is a transcript of the gene sh3rf1, whose product is annotated as SH3 domain containing ring finger 1. The record is from RefSeq and is a predicted model, not a curated record. Lineage: Eukaryota; Metazoa; Chordata; Actinopteri; Salmoniformes; Salmonidae. Gene Ontology annotation, molecular function: protein binding.